Messenger RNA from Zingiber officinale, 1821 nucleotides. Its product is annotated as magnesium transporter MRS2-F-like. Bases 224 to 1570 code for a protein of 448 amino acids. The record is from RefSeq and is a predicted model, not a curated record. Lineage: Eukaryota; Viridiplantae; Streptophyta; Magnoliopsida; Zingiberales; Zingiberaceae. Gene Ontology annotation, molecular function: magnesium ion transmembrane transporter activity. The transcript has 6 exons. Gene Ontology annotation, biological process: transmembrane transport; magnesium ion transport. Gene Ontology annotation, cellular component: membrane.
GGGAUUGCUCUUGGGCUGCCGGAUCAUAUGUUGCAACGGCCUGGCUCUGGCGCGUUUGCCGCCUGUAGGCUGUAGGUUGUCAACCCUCACCAGUAGGCAACGGCGACGCUUCCCGGCAUAGCCCUUCCCCAGUCUUGCUCUCGCCGCCCGUCCACCUGCUAAGCGACCAGCGUCGACGUCAUGUUGUACUACCAACAGAUGCGAUCCCUCUGUCCGAUUGCUGAUGGAGACACGCCGCUCCGAGGCAGAAGGCCCCCUCUCAACUCGCGUUGCCGCCGUCGACGACGCGCCACCAACGCCGCCAGCCCCAACGACCGGGCGAAGGAAGGCGGGUCCUGUUAGGGAAUGGUUAGUCGUCUCCGCGUCCGGGUGGUCGUACCAGGAGGAGGUUGGGAAGCACUCGAUCAUGCGCCGCAUGGGUCUCCCCUCCCGCGAUCUACGAGUCCUCGACACACUGCUGUCGUACCCCUCCACUAUACUCGGACGGGAGCGUGCCGUUGUGAUCAAACUGGAGCAUAUUCGGGUGAUCGUCACCGCCACGGAGGUCCUCAUCCCCAACUUCAGGGACCCCCUGGUCGCCGCCUUUGUCCAGGAUCUCAAAUAUAGGGUUUCCACUUCGAUCAGCCCCCAACAGGAUGUCAGCACUUCACGAUCUCCUCCAUUUCCUGAUGUUUGUGUAUCACCCACACAGACUGCGAGGGAUUCUUCAAAUGAUUGUAUGACAUUGCAAACGCUCAUGUCAGCUCAUGACAGGCAGGAGCCCAGCACUGGGAUCAAAACGGAUGAAGCAGUAUAUAUGGGGACAAAAGUUUUACCUUUUGAAUUCAGAGCACUUGAAGUGUGCCUUGAAUCUGCCUGCAAAUUUUUAGAAUCAGAGGCUUCCAAACUAGAGAAAGAGGCAUAUCCAACUUUAGAUGAGUUGACUUCUCAAAUCAAUUCUCUGAAUCUUGAGCGAGUUAGACAGAUAAAAAAUCAUUUGGUUGCACUAUCAGUGCGUGUGCAGAAGGUAAGGGAUGAAAUUGAACAUUUAUUGGAUGAUGACAUGGACAUGGCUGAAAUGCACUUGACAGAGAAGCUCCUCCAUCAGUCGGAAAGGGGAUCAUCAAAACUUGAAAACUCUGUUAAACCCGAUGAAGAAAGUGAUGAACUAGAGUCUGAUGCUGCAAAUGGCAAAGAGAAUGCAGGUGGUUUCGACGCUGACAUCCAUGAGCUUGAAAUGCUCUUAGAGGCUUACUUUAUGCAGAUUGAUGGUACUUUACGCAAACUAUCCACGGUAUCAAUUCUUUUAACUCUAAGAGACUAUGUCGACGACACUGAGGAUUACAUCAACAUCAUGCUUGAUGACAAGCAGAACCAUCUGCUACAGAUGGGAGUCAUCCUCAGCAUGGCCACCAUUCUACUAACUGCUGGCAUCCUUGUGACAGGUAUAUUUGCGAUAAACAUACACAUCCCACUGUACGAUUCUCCAUAUAUCACGUUUGAGGAAACAGUGGGAGCUCUUGUAGGAGGUAGCAUAAUUUUGUUCAUAUUAGCCAUUUGGUGGGGUAGAAGAAGUGGGAUACUGCAGUAAAGAUAUGCUCAUCCUGUUAUCCGACCAGGUGAGCUAGUGUCUUAUUUACGAGUCGAGACCGAUUCCACACGAGUUGGAAUAGAUUUUUUAUUGUUGAAGUUUUAAGUUUUUACAGAUUGAAACAGAUAAUUUCAGGGCAGACAUUAUUUGUCACGCCUAAUUACUUGUAUAUUUACUUGAUUUACUUACAAAGCAAAUUAUGUAUGUGCCAUUUAAUUUAAUUAAAUUUGUGGAGCAUUUUACGUUCUUCA